Messenger RNA from Ctenopharyngodon idella (grass carp), 5892 nucleotides. Its product is annotated as zinc finger protein 91-like. The record is from RefSeq and is a predicted model, not a curated record. The transcript has 4 exons. Bases 1304 to 5527 code for a protein of 1407 amino acids. Gene Ontology annotation, biological process: regulation of DNA-templated transcription. NCBI's taxonomy places the organism in Eukaryota, Metazoa, Chordata, Actinopteri, Cypriniformes, Xenocyprididae. Gene Ontology annotation, molecular function: RNA polymerase II cis-regulatory region sequence-specific DNA binding; DNA-binding transcription factor activity, RNA polymerase II-specific.
CAGCGGUGUGAAGAAUCACAUAUGCAGCGAGUGCGGGAAGUCAUUUAUCACAAAUAGUGAACUAAAAGUGCACCAGAAUAUCCACACUGGAGAGAAACCGUUCAAGUGUUCAGACUGCGACAAGAGAUUCAACCAGUCGGGAAACCUGAAAACUCAUGAGAGGAUCCACACUGGAGAGAAACGUGUGAUCAGUGCGGGAAGAGUUUCAGUCAGUUUGCUUCUCUGCUCAGACAUGGAAACACUAUUAUCUGUAAUAAAUUGUAAGUAGUACAUCUUGAAUCGCAGAGGUUAAUAACUUCUCACUGGAGUUGUGUGUGUGUGUGUGUGUGUGAAUCGUUCUAAAGUUUGGGGUCAGUAUUUUUUCUUGAAGGGAAGUGAUAUUAAAAUGAUUUCUUAUUUUCAAAUCAUCAUAUUAAAAUGAUUUCUGAAGGAUCAUGUGACACUGAAGACUGGAGUAAUGAUGCUGAAAAAUGUGUUCACAGAAAUAAAUCAAAUUUUACAAUGUAUUCAAAUAGAAGUCUGUAAUAACUUUUUUCAAUAUUACUGUUUUUGAUUGUAUCUUCUUUCUUUGACCGCAACAUUUUAAAUGUUAGUGCCGAUUCAUUUACGUAUUUUUAUAACUAAGGGCACUAAUAAUAUGUUACAAGAAAUAAAAAAGGAGCACAAUCUUACUAAGGUUACUUUACAAUCAGGUGCAGAGUUAAAGCUUUGGACACGCCUCAUAGAAAACAUUUUAAACAUGGAGAAAUAAGAAGUACUUUUGUACAGUUCUGUUGUUUUAUUCUACAUGAAGCAUGGGAGAAGUAUUGGAACAGCUGGAAACUGAUCUCUUUGCAGAAUAAAUUGUUAAAUAUGCCUCCAAAUAGGACAUUUCUACAGUUGCAUUAUUUUGUCAUUUUUGCCCUAAAUAAAGCUUAAUUUCUUCCGCUGAUUACGAGUGAAUAGCAGAAUAUCAGACAGAAUUAAGCACUUUAAAAAUAAAUAAAUAAAUACCUUUUAUAUAUUUUAAAGAUCUUUCUUUGCCGCCUUUAUCUCUGUCUGCACUGUGGAAAAGCAGUGUGUUUUCCCGCUCCAGUCCACUAGGUGGUGACAACGCACCAUAAGUUGCCACAAAAGUAGAAGAAGAUAGCAAAAGAAGAUAACUACUGUCUGGGGUCUGAUCGCUUCAAAGAUGAUCAUCUGGGUCGAAGCUCUGCGCAUGCGCAUCAUUUGAAUACUAACGGCCAACUACCACUGUUCGCUGAAGGAAAAGAUCUGCUCCUCUUCUUUCAGUGAAGCUCCUCCCACUGGAAUUCACUAAUAAAUGCUGGAAUAUUCCCAUCAGCCUACAAGUGAAGACGAGCAUCAAGAACAAAGAGACCAGAUGGAGGUGAAAAAGAAAAGGAAAGAAUCAAAUGAGGUGGAAGAGAAACACCAUUUCAUCACUGGAGGAAAAUCUUUGACUUUCUCACAGACUGAAAAGACUGAAGCCAAGAAGUCGUUCGCCUGCCCUCAGUGUGGAAAGAGUUUCGCACGUAAAAGAAGUCUCAGGGAGCACAUGAGUACUCAUUCUAAAGAGAAUCUGUCGACAUGUGACCAGUGUGGAGUGAGUUUCACACGUAAAAGUAGUCUCAGGGAGCACAUGAGUACUCAUUCUAAAGAGAAACUGUUAACAUGUGACCAGUGUGGAGAGAGUUUCUCACGUAAAAGUAGUCUCAGGGAGCACAUGAGUACUCAUUCUAAAGAGAAACUGUUGACAUGUGACCAGUGUGGAGAGAGUUUCGCAAGAAAAAGAAGUCUCAGGGAGCACAUGAGUACUCAUUCUAAAGAGACACUGUUGACAUGUGACCAGUGUGGAGAGGGUUUCGCACGUAAAAGAAGUCUCGAGGAGCACAUGAGUACUCAUUCUAAAGAGAAUCUGUCGACAUGUGACCAGUGUGGAGAGAGUUUCGCACGUAAAAGAAGUCUCGAGGAGCACAUGAGUACUCAUUCUAAAGAGAAUCUGUCGACAUGUGACCAGUGUGGAGAGGGUUACGCACGUAAAAGAAGUCUCGAGGAGCACAUGAGUACUCAUUCUAAAGAGAAUCUGUCGACAUGUGACCAGUGUGGAGAGGGUUUCGCACGUAAAAGAAGUCUCGAGGAGCACAUGAGUACUCAUUCUAAAGAGAAUCUGUUGACACGUGACCAGUGUGGAGAGGGUUUCGCACGUAAAAGAAGUCUCGAGGAGCACAUGAGUACUCAUUCUAAAGAGAAUCUGUCGACAUGUGACCAGUGUGGAGAGGGUUACGCACGUAAAAGAAGUCUCGAGGAGCACAUGAGUACUCAUUCUAAAGAGAAUCUGUCGACAUGUGACCAGUGUGGAGAGGGUUUCGCACGUAAAAGAAGUCUCGAGGAGCACAUGAGUACUCGUUCUAAAGAGACACUGUUGACAUGUGACCAGUGUGGAGAGGGUUUCGCACGUAAAAGAAGUCUCAGGGAGCACAUGAGUACUCAUUCUAAAGAGAAACUGUUGACAUGUGACCAGUGUGGAGAGAGUUUCACACGUAAAAGUAGUCUCAGGGAGCACAUGAGUACUCAUUCUAAAGAGACACUGUUGACAUGUGACCAGUGUGGAGAGGGUUUCGCAAGAAAAAGAAGUGUCAGGGAGCACAUGAGUACUCAUUCUAAAGAGAAACUGUUGACAUGUGACCAGUGUGGAGAGAGUUUCGCACGUAAAAGAAGUCUCGAGGAGCACAUGAGUACUCAUUCUAAAGAGAAUCAGUUGACACGUGACCAGUGUGGAGAGGGUUUCGAAAGAAAAAGAAGUGUCAGGGAGCACAUGAGUACUCAUUCUAAAGAGAAUCAGUUGACACGUGACCAGUGUGGAGAGGGUUUCACACGUAAAAGAAGUCUCGAGGAGCACAUGAGUACUCAUUCUAAAGAGACACUGUUGACAUGUGACCAGUGUGGAGAGGGUUUCGCAAGAAAAAGAAGUGUCAGGGAGCACAUGAGUACUCAUUCUAAAGAGAAUCAGUUGACAUGUGACCAGUGUGGAGAGAGUUUCACACGUAAAAGUAGUCUCAGGGAGCACAUGAGUACUCAUUCUAAAGAGAAUCUGUUGACACGUGACCAGUGUGGAGAGGGUUUCGCACGUAAAAGAAGUCUCGAGGAGCACAUGAGUACUCAUUCUAAAGAGAAUCUGUUGACAUGUGACCAGUGUGGAGAGGGUUUCGCACGUAAAAGAAGUCUCGAGGAGCACAUGAGUACUCGUUCUAAAGAGACACUGUUGACAUGUGACCAGUGUGGAGAGGGUUUCGCACGUAAAAGAAGUCUCAGGGAGCACAUGAGUACUCAUUCUAAAGAGAAACUGUUGACAUUUGACCAGUGUGGAGAGAGUUUCGCACGUAAAAGAAGUCUCGAGGAGCACAUGAGUACUCAUUCUAAAGAGACACUGUUGACAUGUGACCAGUGUGGAGAGAGUUUCACACGUAAAAGUAGUCUCAGGGAGCACAUGAGUACUCAUUCUAAAGAGAAUCAGUUGACACGUGACCAGUGUGGAGAGGGUUUCACACGUAAAAGAAGUCUCGAGGAGCACAUGAGUACUCAUUCUAAAGAGACACUGUCGACAUGUGACCAGUGUGGAGAGGGUUUCGCACGUAAAAGAAGUCUCGAGGAGCACAUGAGUACUCAUUCUAAAGAGAAUCAGUUGACAUGUGACCAGUGUGGAGAGAGUUUCGCACGUAAAAGAAGUCUCGAGGAGCACAUGAGUACUCAUUCUAAAGAGACACUGUUGACAUGUGACCAGUGUGGAGAGGGUUUCGCAAGAAAAAGAAGUGUCAGGGAGCACAUGAGUACUCAUUCUAAAGAGAAUCUGUUGACAUGUGACCAGUGUGGAGAGAGUUUCACACGUAAAAGUAGUCUCAGGGAGCACAUGAGUACUCAUUCUAAAGAGAAUCUGUUGACACGUGACCAGUGUGGAGAGGGUUUCGCACGUAAAAGAAGUCUCGAGGAGCACAUGAGUACUCAUUCUAAAGAGAAUCUGUUGACAUGUGACCAGUGUGGAGAGGGUUUCGCACGUAAAAGAAGUCUCGAGGAGCACAUGAGUACUCGUUCUAAAGAGACACUGUUGACAUGUGACCAGUGUGGAGAGGGUUUCGCACGUAAAAGAAGUCUCAGGGAGCACAUGAGUACUCAUUCUAAAGAGAAACUGUUGACAUUUGACCAGUGUGGAGAGAGUUUCGCACGUAAAAGAAGUCUCGAGGAGCACAUGAGUACUCAUUUUAAAGAGACACUGUUGACAUGUGACCAGUGUGGAGAGAGUUUCACACGUAAAAGUAGUCUCAGGGAGCACAUGAGUACUCAUUCUAAAGAGAAUCAGUUGACACGUGACCAGUGUGGAGAGGGUUUCACACGUAAAAGAAGUCUCGAGGAGCACAUGAGUACUCAUUCUAAAGAGACACUGUCGACAUGUGACCAGUGUGGAGAGGGUUUCGCACGUAAAAGAAGUCUCGAGGAGCACAUGAGUACUCAUUCUAAAGAGAAUCAGUUGACAUGUGACCAGUGUGGAGAGAGUUUCGCACGUAAAAGAAGUCUCGAGGAGCACAUGAGUACUCAUUCUAAAGAGACACUGUUGACAUGUGACCAGUGUGGAGAGGGUUUCGCAAGAAAAAGAAGUGUCAGGGAGCACAUGAGUACUCAUUCUAAAGAGAAUCUGUCGACAUGUGACCAGUGUGGAGAGGGUUUCGCACGUAAAAGAAGUCUCGAGGAGCACAUGAGUACUCGUUCUAAAGAGAAUCUGUCGACAUGUGACCAGUGUGGAGAGGGUUUUGCACGUAAAAGAAGUCUCGAGGAGCACAUGAGUACUCGUUCUAAAGAGACACUGUUGACAUGUGACCAGUGUGGAGAGGGUUUCGCACGUAAAAGAAGUCUCGAGGAGCACAUGAGUACUCAUUCUAAAGAGAAUCAGUUGACACGUGACCAGUGUGGAGAGGGUUUCGCAAGAAAAAGAAGUCUUAGGGAGCACAUGAGUACUCAUUCUAAAGAGAAUCUGUUUACAUGUGACCAGAUACCUAACAAGUGUUCACACUGCUACAUGAAUUUCAGUCAACCAGCAGACCUGGAAAGACACAAGAUGAUCCACACUGGAGAGAAACCUUACAAGUGUUCACGCUGCAAAAAGAGAUUCCUUGUGUCAGAAAAUCUGAAAAUACAUGAGAGGAUCCACACAGCAGAGAAACCUUACAAGUGUUCACACUGCGAGAAGAGUUUCAGGUAUCCAUCAGAACUGGAAGGACACGAGAUGAUCCACACUGGAGAGAAACCUUACAAGUGUUCAUACUGCAAAAAGAGAUUCCGUGACUCAAGACAACUGAAAAUGCAUGUGAGGAUCCACACCGGAGAGAAACCUUACGAGUGUUCACACUGCGACAAGAGAUUUGCUCAGAUAAUAGUUAAGAAAAGACAUGAGAGGAUCCACACUGGAGAGAAACCUUACGAGUGUUCAUACUGUCACAUGAGAUUCAGUCGGUUAGGAAUUCUGAAAAAACACAAGGAAAGAAAACAUUUGUAGCCCCUCCAGUUCACACCGCCCACUACAAGCAAGACUCGAACCCGGGCCUGUCCUCAUGGGUGGUGGGCGCUCUAACAAGGAGGCUAAAGACCGCAGUCUCUAGCAUCAGUCACCAGAGCACCUCUUGAGAUCAGGGGAGUGAGGUUUACACGAACAGCCCUUACCGGUGUCCAUUAUGUCUGUAACUAAUAUCUGUAAAAAGUUUUGAGAUUUUCAUACACUGAAACAUGGAUAUUCAAAAAUGUAAAAAAAAAAAACUGUCAUAAAACUUUGAAGCUUGGGAGCACAGACUUAAGUUUAGUCUCAUUUUAAAAAAGACCCUUGAAAAAGAAUCUUGAAGUAAAAAAGGAAAAAAAAAAAAAAAA